AUGGAACCGAACAGGGCCGAAGAGCACCAGGCUGGUCGCCGGGCUCGUGAAGUAUAUCGCUACUUCCGACCAGAGCGCCAAGAUACCAUUCAAGAGAAUACAUCGUCACCGGCCGAGCCAGGCUCCUUGCCGAAGACACCUGGUUCCAUCAAUUCCAACCCUGCAGCGCAAUGUUCACCAUUUGACUUGCAGCCGACCCCCGGGGUUUUGCAACAGUCGUUGGAACCUACGUGGGCGCCAUUACAGCCCAUGCCCGAAUCGCUAAUUCUUGGUGAUGCGAACGAGACAUUAAAUUCAUUUGCGCAUUUGGCCGCUUUACGUCUGAAUAUGGAUCGCGUGUUUAUCAGUGUCUCGGAUCGGGAUUCACAAUUUAUAAUUGCGCAAGCUGCCCAAAAUAAAAAAGAGGAUAAUGGGUACGAUCCCAUAGGGCAUGCUGUCAAUACGGGCUACUAUACUCUCGACGUCAGCGCCUGGAAUAUGUGCAGGGCAAGUUAUUCAGAUACUCUCGCGUUGCAUCAAUCUAAUCGGGAAAGAGGAGAAUACAAUUUUCUCGUUUCCAACGACCUGAGUCAGGAUGAGCGGUAUAAAGAUCUUCCUUUCGUGGUAGGGGAGCCUGGGUUCCGGUUCUUUGCCGGCACGCCUCUUACUACGGAAAGUAAUGUCAACAUUGGAUGUUUCUUUGCGCUCGACACAAAACCUCAUCCCGAGUUCAGCUAUAUCGAGAAGGAAACGAUGGCUCACAUGGGAAUGCUCAUUAUGGACUUUUUGAAAGUCAGUCGCCAGGCCUCGGACGGUCGUCAUGCAGCUCGGCUAUCUCGCGGUAUAAAUCUUUUUGUCGAAGGCCACUCCUCGUUUGAGAGAACUUCAGCACGACCCGCUUCUGCCAAUUUCAGCUCGCAACCAGGACACCCCGGCAUAUCAGCCUCCGCACCACGGUCCCCGUCUACUUCUACACAAAAUUCUCGCGAUGAUAUUUCCAGCCGUUCCCGUUCACGAAGCGUACGAUCCACCAGUUCAGCGGCUGAUAGUGUCGAUGAACGGGCCAUUCAGUCCAGUCUUGACUCUCACAUGGCCGAAUGCCUGGCAAAUAAAUCGGGUGCCGCCCGGGGGCUUCCAGCAAAGUUGUGGACUUUUCGUCGAGCCGCAAACCUGAUUCGAGAGAGCCUAGAACUCGAGGAGAACAGUGGUGUCGUAUUUCUUGAAACUGGAGGGGACUUCACUCAAGACAUUGGAACUGAAAGUGACACAUCAAAUUCGUGCUCGUCGGAAAGUUGCAAACCUGCCUCAAUUGUGGCUCUCUCUACUCCCGAAAUGGCAUUUGGUCCAGAUCAUAGUUCACGAAAUCCUCUCCCGAUUACGAAAUUGAAUGAGGAAUUUCUCCGGGGCAUGCUCAGGCGACAUAAAAGGGGCCAGAUUUGGAAUUUCCACCGCGAUGGGCAACUGACCAGCUCGGAUAGCGAAGGCUAUUUUGGGCAGAGCGACAGUCGUGGCCGAAGAAGAAACUCUACCGAUCAAGCAAAGUCACGGAAAAAGAGAAAAGCGAAAGACAACUCCAUGCUCAAUCAGUAUUUUCCCGAAGCUACCCAGGUGUUGUUUGUGCCGCUUUGGAAUGUGGCCAAUUCGCAAUGGUUCGGCGGCUUUUUCUGUUGGACAAAUGUGGAACACAAGGUCUUCAGCCCAUCGAUCGAGCUGAGCUCCUUGCUAAGCUUUGGGUCUUCGAUUAUGGCCGAGUGCAGUCGCAUUGAAACGGUGAUCUCGGAUCAGCAGAAGGAUAAUUUCCUGGGCAGCAUUUCCCACGAAUUGCGCAGUCCUCUUCAUGGUGUCCUCGCAGCAACCGAAAUGCUCAAAGAUACGAAUCUAGACCAAUACCAAAACUCACUCAUAGAGACUGUUGAUGCGUGCGGCCGAACAUUACUUGAUACCAUGAAUCAAGUCUUGGAUUUUAGCAAGCUCAUGUCUCUUGAACGCAAGUCACGUCGGCGGAGGCGACGCAAGGCUAUGUCACAAGACUCUGGCAGUUCACAUCUCUCUGCUGCGCACCUCGAUCUGUACAAGCCUACAGACCUCUCCGCUGUUGCAGAGGAAGUGGUCGAGGGCGUCUUUCUAGGGCAUAUCUAUAAUCAGCGAUCAACUGCAUCUCUGGACCUUCUGGGUACUUCUUUGGUCGUGCCAGAAUUUCCAGAGGAUCUUCACUCCGUGAAAUCAUCCGUCAAAAUUAUCAUGGAUAUUGCACCUACAGAUUGGGUCUAUCAUGCCCCUCCUGGAGCCGUCCGUCGAAUCAUCAUGAAUCUGUUCAGCAAUGCACUCAAAUACACUCCUGCCGGCCAAGUUUGCCUACGCUUGGAGACGGAAGACAAAUCCGAACCUUCAUCAAAGCGUUCAUCAAAUCGGGACCGUAACAAGGAGCGAAAUGUUAUCCUGACAGUCUCUGACACUGGAAAGGGCAUAUCGGAGGAAUACCUACGCGGGAAGCUUUUCACACCCUUUGCGCAAGAGGACAGUCUUGCCGUAGGCUCUGGCCUCGGCCUGUCUAUCGUUCACAGCCUCCUUCAGUCCCUCGGUGGUAGUAUCGAUAUCAAGAGUUGCCUGGGCGAGGGAACGACCGUGAGAGUAACGAUUCCACUGAUGCGGAGUGGUGAUGGGGUCGGAUUUGAUCUCGUCUCUCCGCCUGUUCAGGGCCGCGACCCACAAUCAAGACAGGACCACCUUCUACAGGGCCACGAAGGACGGACAGUUGCCAUACUCGGAGUCGAUCCCAAUAACGCAUUGAGUGAUCAGAACUGGGCCGAUAUAGCUCGUUACAUCACUGAUUGGUACGGUCUUCGGUUGGUAUCCAUGUCGGGAUCCGAACCCAUUGAUCUCAUCGUGGCCGAUGAAUUGCCUAGCGAGACAGCCAUCAGCCGAAGCUCCGCUACUAUGAGGACAGCGUUGCUUGUGGUGAGCGAUCAGUAUGUUGUCCGUGAAAUUAUGCAAGUCCAGUGGCUUGGGGGUACCAAAUCCGUCAACAUGAUCCAUCGUCCUUGCGGUCCACAUAAGCUCCGACGAUAUAUCUCGCAAUGUCUGGAUGAGGCAUCAAAAUUGCCAUUGAUUCCAGAGACAAAGGCUAUGAUUCUGCCGGCGAGGCCUGGUCUAUUCUCCAGGAGGUCAUUCCAGGUCUCAAACCUUGACUUCCCGAAGCAGAAGCAAGUAAACGGAGGUCAUCACACCAAGGGAGCGCGCUCGUUCUCUAUCCCACCCGAACUCUCCCCCAAAUCCUUUACAGAACCAGCGACCGGAAAACGGGACGCUCGAAUCCUAGUUGUUGAAGACAACAAAGUCAAUCUAAACCUGAUGCUCGCAUAUUUGAAGAAACGACAGCUGGCAACCCUCGACUCUGCUGAAAAUGGCAGUCUGGCCGUCGAGGCCGUCAAGAAACAAGGUGAUGGCAGCUACGACAUCAUCUUUAUGGACAUUUCAAUGCCGGAAAUGGACGGUUUCGAAGCAGCGCGGGCGAUUCGUGCAUUGGAGAAAGAGCGCAGCCCUGGCUCUACGCGGGCCAUUAUUAUUGCAUUGACUGGUCUCAGCAGCUCAGAGGAUGAAUCCAAGGCCCUUGAAUCGGGAAUGGACAUGUUUUUGACAAAGCCGGUCUCUUUUAAGCAUGUCGGGAGAUUACUGAAGGAGUGGACGGAGAAUCACUCUGAAAGGAAUAGUGAUUCCUCUGCAUAA
Molecule: messenger RNA, 3705 nt
Organism: Penicillium subrubescens
Lineage: Eukaryota; Fungi; Ascomycota; Eurotiomycetes; Eurotiales; Aspergillaceae
Product: hybrid sensor histidine kinase/response regulator
Exons: 5
Coding region: 1-3705 (1234 amino acids)
Biological process (GO): protein autophosphorylation; phosphorelay signal transduction system
Molecular function (GO): histidine phosphotransfer kinase activity; phosphorelay sensor kinase activity
Source: RefSeq, a predicted model, not a curated record